Clunio marinus is the source of this 339-nucleotide messenger RNA. The record is from the annotation of a GenBank genome assembly. Lineage: Eukaryota; Metazoa; Arthropoda; Insecta; Diptera; Chironomidae.
AUGGUGUUAUCUCGAUGUUUAAAAGAAGAAAAGAAAAAUUUAAUCAGCAUUUUGAAAGUCAACGAGGGUGUUCAGUGCUCGUAUGUAUUCAACAAAAGGCCAUUUGAGAAUAUGAUGAUCCGUAAUUGUGUUUAUCUUCAAUCCCUUCAGUAUUCUCUAUCCGACGAAGAAGUUGAUUCGAAUGAAAUCACCGCCAAAAGAAAGAAAUUUGCAGAAGAUUCUGGUCUUUAUGGUGGAACUUGGAAUAUUCAAAAAAAAAUUUUAAAUCUUCAUCUUAUUGAGAUUGGUUGGGUAUUGUUAAAGUUCUUCGGUCCAUUAACGGCAUCUCUCGAGAGAUGA